Trichechus manatus latirostris (Florida manatee) is the source of this 2545-nucleotide messenger RNA. It is a transcript of the gene SDC4, whose product is annotated as syndecan 4. The coding region runs from base 31 to 624 and encodes 197 amino acids. The record is from RefSeq and is a predicted model, not a curated record. Gene Ontology annotation, cellular component: cell surface; membrane. The transcript is spliced from 5 exons. Gene Ontology annotation, biological process: cell migration. NCBI's taxonomy places the organism in Eukaryota, Metazoa, Chordata, Mammalia, Sirenia, Trichechidae.
CUGCCGCCUCCGCCCUCUGCAUUGGGAGCCAUGGUCCCCGCCCGCCUGCUCGCGCUGUUGCUGCUUCUUGUGAGCGUCCCCAGCGCCACUGCGGAGUCGAUCCGAGAGACCGAAGUCAUCGACCCGCAGGACCUAUUAGCAAGCCGAUACUUCUCUGGAGCUCUGCCGGACGAUGAGGAUGUGGGGGGCCCCGAUGAGUUUGAGCUGUCCGGCUCUGGAGAUCUGGAUGACUCGGAGGACCCCAGGAUCUUCCCUGAAGUCAUCCAACCCUUGGUGCCUCUAGAUAACCACAUUCCUGAGAGGGCAGGGCCUGUGAACCGGGUCCCCUCCGAACCCAAGGAGCUAGAGGAGAAUGAGGUCAUCCCCAAGAGGAUCUCGCCUUUUGAAGGGGAUGAGGAUGUGUCCAACAGGGUGUCCAUGUCCAGCACUGCCCAGGGCAGCGGCAUCUUUGAGAGGACAGAGGUCCUGGCAGCUCUGAUUGUGGGUGGCGUCGUGGGCAUUCUUUUUGCCACGUUCCUGGUCCUGCUCUUGGUGUACCGCAUGAAGAAGAAGGAUGAAGGCAGCUACGACCUGGGCAAGAAACCCAUCUACAAGAAAGCCCCCACCAAUGAGUUCUACGCGUGAAGCCUCCCGCAGGCAUGGGCUUGGACUGUGGGGGGAGAGAAGCCCAAGGACUGGGAAGGGUGGACAUUAGGGUAGGGGGAGGGCAACCUAAUACUGACCUAUCAGUGUCUCCAGCUGUGAUCAUGUUGUAAUGUCAGAAGAUGAGACAUCAUCUUCUAGUGUUCCUGCCUGGCUCUUCUCGAUUCUUUGGGCCUCAGUUGCCCCAGCAGAAAAACGGGGUUAAACUUGCCCUUUCUGAAGGCAGCCUGAGGAUUGGAUCAUUUCUUAACCUUCCAGCUUAGAGCCUAGGACCUAAGACCAGCUUAGAACCUAGCCUGAAUCAUACCCCAUCCAGAGCCCUCAGAAGCCAGGGGGCCAAGGAGUGUUGCGUGGAUCCUGGCUAGAGGUCUGCCCCCGAGCGGCCUUCCUCACUCCUUUUCACAGCCUGUCUCUGCCAGGAAUUGGGAGAAGGAAUUAGAACCAUGUGCACCCUGAGAUGUGUCUGUCAUUGGGAACUCGGAUCACACUACAGGACUCUCUGUGGUAUACCUUGAGCCAUUCUGGGCUCUUUCAAGUGACUUUUGGAAACCAGCAUUUUUUUACUAGGGGAGGGGAGGGAGGGAGGGUGAGGGGGAAGAGCCGAAAGUUCAUACUGAAAUGGAUUUGUAGAGUAUUUGUAAACCUGUUUUUGGUAGGUUUGUUUGUUUGUUUUUUAAAGGGUUCAUUCCUUCACACAGAUUCUCUUUCUGCCUGGGCAAGAGUGUGCUAAGUCUUUAUUUAAUGUUUUUGUUGGUUGGUUUGUUUCUCGAAAAUGAGAGAAGAGCCGGAGAUACGAUUUUUAUUAAUAUUUUUUUUAUUAUUUAUAGUUACAGAUAGGGCCUCUCCUUCUCUUUAAACUCUCUCCCCCAUCAUUUUUUUUUUUUUUAAACUUCACAUUCUCCUGUCCAUGACCUUGGCCCUUUCUGAGGCUGCUUCUUCUAAGAAGUAGCUUUUGCUAAAACAUAAUUUUCUAGCAGAUCCCAAAAUGUAAUGCAGGGGAUAGUGGGAUAUUUGUGCCUCUUGUAAUAUAUUAUUAUUCUUCCUGGGUUCUAGAAAAAUAGAUAAAUAUAUUUUUUCAGGAAAUAGUGCGAUCGUUCUAGUUGAAAGUCGGCUGGGUGGUUGAGUGAGUGGCUUCUGUGUGGUUGGGUGGUUUUUUUGCCUGUUACUCUUGUCCGUUCCUGGUGCCUUCAUUUGAUUGGGCUGGGACAGUUGAGAGUCGAUGGUUCUACCCCCUAUUUUCUGCUUUUGGGCCCAGUUGGUGUUCCUUGGUCGGCUUUCUCCCAGCUCUAGACUGCACUGUCCAGUGUGGUGACCACAGGCCAUGUGUGGCUAUUUAAAUUUAAAUACAUUAAUUUGCAUGAAGUUCAAGGGUCAUUCCUUGGCCACAAUAGCUGCAGUUCAUGUGCUCAGUUGCCACUGAGGGCCAGUGGCUACUGUACUGCAUGUACAGAUGGAACACUUCGAACUAUUGGACAGCACUGCUUAGAGGACUAAGCUGGCUUAACAAGUCACAGCUCUGGCUUUCCCUGGAUGACCCUUGUCUCCCUGGGCAGGGGUGGAGGGCAUGGGGGGGGGUGCUGAUUAGGCUCCAGCUGGAGGCCAUCAUCUGGGAUCCCCCUUCUCCAGAGAGGAGAGGCCUGGUGGCCUAGCCUGGGUAGACCAUGCCUUUCCUUGACCCCACUGGCGGGGGUCGGGGGAUCACCCUUCCCCUCUCUAUCCAGUGGCCAUUAAUGAACUCCUUCACCACCCCAACCUAGGGUCCCAGCUGGCUGGGUCCUCUUCCGCCCCUGUGCCCUUUCCCUCAGGCUGUGUUGGGCGGGAGCACCUCUUCUGUAGCCACCUCUCACACUGUUGUCUGUUACUGAUUUUUUGAUAAAAAGAUAAUAAAACCUCAUACUUUGUA